Messenger RNA from Salvia miltiorrhiza (redroot sage), 1626 nucleotides. Its product is annotated as NAC domain-containing protein 41-like. The record is from RefSeq and is a predicted model, not a curated record. The transcript has 6 exons. Lineage: Eukaryota; Viridiplantae; Streptophyta; Magnoliopsida; Lamiales; Lamiaceae. Gene Ontology annotation, biological process: regulation of DNA-templated transcription. The coding region runs from base 416 to 1414 and encodes 332 amino acids. Gene Ontology annotation, molecular function: DNA binding.
CUGUGGGAGUAUAUGGUAAAGCCGAGGUAUAUUGUGGCGUCAGCGAGGAAGGAGUAGAUGGUGUCAGCAGCGAUGAACAAAAAUGAAUCUUCCUCGAAAGAGGCUGAGGUGGUGGUGACUCAGACUCAGCAGCGUAAUCCCGCCACUGCCACGCCGCCACGUAAUUGGCUUCUCUCGUUAAGCAACCGCAGCCACUGUAGUGCAGUUUACUGUGAGAUCGAGUAGUAACCAACCCACGGUCAGCUUAGCAAAACCCCCCACUCCCUCACACUCGCUGCCCCUAUAAAUACCGACCUCGCUCAUCAUAUUUCGUUCCUGAUUUGGAUUACUUUGGAAGAGAGGGUUUCACUCACUCAAGCUGGCAGCUCAAGAUAAAGCACCGUGUUUUUGCUGCUCUCCACUCACUUAGGUUGAGAUGUGUCCCCCGGCGCAGCCCCCUCCUUGUGAGAUUGGUUUUUACUGGAGUGAUGAGCAAAUCAUUUCGUUACUUGCAGAUUACUCACCAGGAUCCUACCUCCCCGAUAACGUGCUAGAAGAUUCAAGCCCUUUCCUGUACCCACCCUAUAAUUUACCUGAAGGAAUGUGGUACUUGGUCCACUCGAAUGAGGAAAAAGAAUCGGCUCAUGGGUUCUGGAAAGCCAAAGGAGAAGCUUGUGAGGUUUAUUCAAACAAUGUGAUAAAUGGUUGGAGAACCACUCUCGAAUACUUUGAAGGCUUACCUCCUGAUGGAAAACUAACUAAUUGGCUUAUGCAAGAGUACAUGAUUACGCCCAAGGAAUUAAGUGACAAAUGUAGGCCAAAGGCCACCAGAUUGCUAUGCAGAGUCUUCCUCUGUAGUGACCAAAUAUCCAGAAGCAAGAUGAACCCCCAAAAUUGCAAAAACGUGAUCGAGUCAAAGAACAUCAAUCCAGUGAAGUCAAUUAAUUCUGACACAAAUAUAACCACUCACCAAGACACUGAGCGUGAAUCUCAGGCAAAGAGAGAAUGUGAAGUCGUAUCUGAUACGAAACCAAACUCUCCUCCCCAAGACUUGUCCGAACUAGAAUGCUUCUCGAGAGGCGACUUCUUGGAAUUGAAUGAUUUAGAAGAUCCGGAAUCACAUUCUUCAAGCUCACAGAAUUCAAGCUGUCCGAGCAAGUUAUCAGAAGAAUAUUUUGGCUCCACGGAUUUUCUGCGGGAUCUUGAGGAGGAAGUGGAGAAGAGUUACAGACAGGAGCAAUUUUCAAGUUUGGGUUACAGAUUUAGCAUGCAAAGCGACGUAGUUUUGCAGGCUGCUGUUUCCGGUUCUUCUGUAUUGUGCGAUUCUGUAAAAGGUGCCGAGACCCCGAGCACCAGUGCAGGAAGCUCGACGAGGGAAGAAAAGAAGGCUGGUUUCAACAAGUUGAGGACCUAUUUCUGUUUUGCAACAUUCUAAAUCCCACAAUUCUUCUUCUUGGAGCUACAAAACUUCAACAAAAUUCAGAAUACGAGUAACAACAUUAACCCUAUUGCUCAUAGGGAUAGAGAGGGACCAACACCAACACUUACUAUGUAGUUAUUAAUAUCUGCUUGAAGCUGUAAUUCAUAUAGGGUUUGUGAUAGUGUAAAAAAUUUAACAUAUUAGUGAUUGUUUUGACUGUAGUAGCA